This is a messenger RNA of Aspergillus brunneoviolaceus CBS 621.78, 1734 nucleotides long. Its product is annotated as putative FAD-dependent isoamyl alcohol oxidase. Lineage: Eukaryota; Fungi; Ascomycota; Eurotiomycetes; Eurotiales; Aspergillaceae. Gene Ontology annotation, molecular function: FAD binding; oxidoreductase activity. The transcript has 3 exons. The coding region runs from base 1 to 1734 and encodes 577 amino acids. The record is from RefSeq and is a predicted model, not a curated record.
AUGCAACCCAUACUGUGGACUGUGUUACUCGGCUUGGCUGCUGGGCGCAGUGUAACCCUCCCCCGGUCUGCUUCCAAUGCCUCCUGCCGCGCCAUUCCUGGGGACGCUUCUUGGCCCUCGCUCGACAAAUGGUACGCCCUCAAUGAGACGGUUCACGGCCGAUUGAUUGCCACGACCCCCCUGCCCAGCGUCUGCCACAGCGAGCCGUUCGGUAACUACAACGCGGAUGUCUGCAGUGCCCUCAAGACCACAUGGCUGGACGAUACUACCUUUCUGGACCAUCCAGCAGAGGUCAUGAACCCUUACGUACAGAACUACACCUGUGUUCCGUUCACUCCAGCCUCUCAACCAUGCAUUUUAGGCAAUUAUGCCAGCUAUUCCAUUAAUGUCACCGGCGCCGACGAUGUGAUUGCUGGCGUUGCCUUCGCGCGAGAAAAUAACAUCCGGCUGGUAAUCAAGAAUACCGGUCAUGAUUUCAUGGGCAAAUCCACUGGAACAGGCGCCCUCUCCCUGUGGACGCACAACCUCAACACGACAGACAUCCUCCCCUCGUACUCGAGUGCCAACUACACCGGGCCAGCCGCCCGAUUGGGUGCCGGGGUGAUCAGCGGGCAAGUCUACUCCAUCCUCGGGGCAGCGGGCUAUCGCAUUCUGGGAGGGACAUGCCCCACCGUCGGGCUAGCCGGGGGCUACACCUCAGGGGGGGGACACUCGCUGCUCAACGGCGCCUACGGGAUGGGCGCCGACGCGGUGCUGGAAUGGGAGGUCAUCACCGCGCAGGGGGAGCACCUCGUCGCAACGCCGUACAACAAUGCCGACCUAUACUGGGCGCUCAGCGGUGGGGGUCCGGGGACCUUCGCCGUGGUGCUCAGCAUGACAACCAAGAUCUUCGUCGAUGGGCCCAUAGGCAGCGGCCUGCUGUUCUUCAACAUCUCUGCCACCAACCCAGAGCCCUACUGGUCCGCCAUCUCCGAUCUGUGGCAGUUCCUGCCCCAAUUCGUCGACGCUGGCCCCAACACGUGGGACUUCGCACUGACGGCCACCGGCUUCGAAGCCUACGCCAUCACCGUGCCAGACAGAAACGGCACACAAGUGCAGGAUCUGCUAAAGCCGUUUCUCGCCCGCCUUACCCAGCGGGACAUCCCCUACUCGUUCACGCCCACCACCUCCCCGAGCUACCACGACUACUUCGCCAGCCGGUUUGGCCCGGGCAUCGCCGGCGCCGGCCCCGCCACGGUGCAGUUAACAUCGCGCCUUAUCCCCCGCGCCGGGAUGCAGAGCAUCAUGCAGAACCAAGCCAUCGUCGCUGCCCUGCGCGCCGUUGUCGAGACCGACCCAGAUCUCUCGCUGGGAUGCCACGCCCUCAACGUGAAGGACAUCCCCCACCCAGACAACGCCGUCCUCCCCGCCUGGCGUGACGCUAUCGCUACGUGCAACAUCGUCAGCUACUGGGACUGGAAUGUAUCCCCACAACAAAUGCAGGCCCGGAAGGCGCAGCUGGUCGACACGCUGAUCCCGGGGCUGGAGCGGGCGACGCCCGGUGCGGGGACAUACCUGAAUGAGAUCGAUGCGCAGUGGCAGGGGGAUUGGGAGGUGGAGCUGUAUGGGAGGAAUUAUCCACGGUUGCUUGAGGUCAAGGAGAAGUAUGAUCCAGCGCAUGUGUUUUAUGCAAAGACGGCGGUGGGGAGUGCUGCGUGGGAGGUCGAUUCCAAAGGGAGGCUGUGUAGAGUUUAG